This is a messenger RNA of Bombus pascuorum, 2262 nucleotides long. RefSeq names its product gastrula zinc finger protein XlCGF58.1-like. Bases 321 to 1484 code for a protein of 387 amino acids. Gene Ontology annotation, molecular function: RNA polymerase II cis-regulatory region sequence-specific DNA binding; zinc ion binding; DNA-binding transcription factor activity, RNA polymerase II-specific. The record is from RefSeq and is a predicted model, not a curated record. The transcript has 4 exons. Gene Ontology annotation, biological process: regulation of transcription by RNA polymerase II. Lineage: Eukaryota; Metazoa; Arthropoda; Insecta; Hymenoptera; Apidae. Gene Ontology annotation, cellular component: nucleus.
UGAAAUAGUUCCUAUAUGGCUACAUAUAUACAGAACCUAAGUUAUACGAAAACUGAAUGGUAUGCGUUUACUUUAACUAUGUGUGUAUCUGUUAGUAUAUACAUGUAUACAGAUGCAGAUAAGUUGAAAAACAACGUACUAAAAAAUGUUUAAAAACUCACAUGUAAUUUCUAAAUUAAUAACGAUAGUGCAUGUUUUAAUAAAAAACAUGAAAUAAUAUACAUAAUUGUAUGUAUUACUUUAGAAGAUUUGCGACACAAUCGUAGUAUUUGUUUACUCAUUUUUUGGAAAAUUAUAACUGUAUAUAUGAUAAAAGAACAAUGAUGUUGCAUAAAACAAGCUUAAGGCUAUGUCGCCUCUGUGGAAAAGAAAAACAGCAAGGCACAGAUUUGUUUACAGAUAAAGUUAAAGGGAUUGUACUAAUAUCGAUUAUAAAUAAAUAUUUCUCUAAAGAGGUGAUAAAUAUUUCAAACUCUGAUGCAUUUUCCAAAUAUGUUUGUAGUGAUUGCGAACAAAAGAUAUAUGUAUUUGAUGAGUUCUGUUUGAUGGUAGCUAAUGUGCAGAAACAACUUGCAGCCCCAUCUUUGGAAAUUGAUUUUGCAGAAGACAUGUUAUACCAAUUGAAAGAAAGUGAUACACUACCAAAAAAUACCUUAAACAAGCAGGGAGUAAAGAAAAGUACAUGCCCAAUAUGUGCUAAAAGUUUUAGAUGUCAAUCACAUUUAAACAGGCAUAAACGUAUUCAUACUGGACAAAGACCUUUUGUUUGUAAUAUUUGUAAAAUGUCAUUCAAUCAACAAGAAAUCUUAAUGAAGCAUAAAGAAAGACAUGAAGGAAAGAAACUAUUUCAAUGUGCAAAUUGUCAUCAAUCAUUUCGUUAUAAAGUUUCUUUGAAAUCUCAUAUGAUAAAUUUUCACAUAGACAUGGAACAGUCUAUUAAUAAUCAAAGUCUGCAAAUGGAAAGCAAUUCAUUUACAUGCCCUGAAUGUGGUAAGCAAUUUGUAACAAAAUAUAAAUUACAAAGGCAUUCAAGAUGCCACACUGGUGAGAGACCAUAUCAUUGUACUUUCUGUUUAAAAACAUUCUCUCAAACUGGUAAUUUAAAAGUGCAUCAAGUGAAGUAUCAUCAAAUGCAUAGUUCUGUAACUGAAAUAAGAAGACAGACUCAAUACGAUGAUCAAAUAGUUGACUGUGAUAUACCUACAACGUUAAAUAAUUUCCAUACAGUUAACAUGUCAGAGAUCGAAUUGCAAAAUACGAUAAACGAAACUAUAAAUUCUACAGAGCAGAGUAGUUCGUACGCCUCAAAAAUAUAUGAAAAUUCUUUAUAUAUUGAUGAGGAAAUUGAAACAAUUCUGGAUCGCGAUCUUGGCCAAUUAGGACAAAAUAAAUAUUCUACAAAUGUACAAGACAAAGUACCGCUUUGCUUAAAACAACCAGAGACUCCUGAAUUACUGCACAGUCUAUUAUAUGAUGAUGGUUAAUUUUCGCAAGUUGACUGUGUACUGUUAAUUGUUUAUUUAAAAUAAUAUCAAAAUUAUUUAUAUUCCGAAUCCGGAACUAAGUUAUAUACAUAUUGAUAAUUAUAAAAUUAUACGUAGUUCUUUUCAUUAAUAUACAUUUCUAUUUUGUUAAUGAUGAUAUAUACAUAUAUAAUUUCUAGAAAGUAGUUUCAAACAUGCAUUAUUAAUAAUUUAACAAUAUUUGUUAAUGCUUUUUAUAAGCUUUAUUAUUUAAAAAUUUUUGUAAAUAAUUUUAUACCUUUUAUUUUUGUUGUGAAUAAAUAAUUCCAUGUGUAUACAAGUUAUAUACAUACAAAUUAAGUCAGUCUUGUUCAACUUACUCCAUAGCUUGGAAAACUUGUAAUACUUUAGAAUAAUAGCUUUAAGCUUUAAGAAUGAAAUAGAAAAGGAAAGAGAUGAUAAUAGAUCUGUUGAUUUCUAAGAGAUCUAGAGGAGGACAAAGCCAAAUAAGGGGCUUCUUCCAUGGCCAGUAGUGGUUCAAAUCAUUAUUCUGUAUAAGGAAUUUCAUCUAUUACGAUAUAUUGAAUGUGACAGUAAUAACAAUUCAUUUAUAUUUACUCAUCAGAUAUGGUAUUAUAAAUAUUAUAUAAAAGAAUACUUUCAUUAUCAUUAGUAGAAAAAUUAACAAUUCAUACAAUAACCUACUAGUUAUCAUAUAUUAAAAUAUUUACUUAAAAUUAUUUCUUUUUAUAUUUAAAUGUUUAUUAAUGUAAUAAAAUUAGAAAACUCUUUAAAAAUA